Messenger RNA from Taeniopygia guttata (zebra finch), 4346 nucleotides. It is a transcript of the gene TNFRSF1A, whose product is annotated as TNF receptor superfamily member 1A. The record is from RefSeq and is a predicted model, not a curated record. Gene Ontology annotation, cellular component: membrane raft; signaling receptor complex. Gene Ontology annotation, biological process: inflammatory response; signal transduction. Gene Ontology annotation, molecular function: tumor necrosis factor receptor activity; tumor necrosis factor binding. Lineage: Eukaryota; Metazoa; Chordata; Aves; Passeriformes; Estrildidae.
CUGGAGCACAUUCAUCUCUGUCUCCACUGACCUUGAUGUCUGCCAAGUUGUUCCUCUCACAUGUUCUCACUCUGCUCUUCUCCAGCUGCAAUUACAUCUGCGCAAUAACUUUUUCUUCCCUCUUAAACAGGUUAUCACUGAGGCAUUGCCACCAUUUCUCAUGGGCUUGGCCUUCACCAGCGGUGCACCCCGUCUCGGAGCCAGCUGGCUGUGACUCUGCCAGACAUAGGAGAUGUUUCUGGCAGCUUCUCACAGAAGUCACCCAAUUGUCCCCCUGCUACCAAAACCUGGUUGCACAAACCCAAUGCUGGAGAGAGGCCUGGAGCUGGAGUUCUGGUGAAAUGUGGGAAGUGGAUGUGCAUUGGUAUAAAUGUCAAACGUGCAGCAGGCUGUGAGAUGUCCCUCCCCGAACUUGGGAGGAGUCAAAUGUGAAGAUUCACAGGGAUUUUUCUGACAUUUAUGUAGUUCUAGGGAAAUGGGGCUGGGUUUUGCCCCCUUUUAUUUUUUUUGAAGGCUGAAGCUCCAGGAAGAUUGAAGGAUUUGCCUCAUCCACUCACAUGCCAGCAAGUGCUAAACCUGAAACAGCCCAUUAAAAACAUUAUUUCCUCCUUCACAGAAUGUGUGCCAGAAUUUUCCCUUUAGGGGCUAAUUUUGUAUUGUCCUCAUUCGAGGCAAGGAAAUUAACAGGAAAAAAAUCUUUUCCACCUCUAUCCCUGGAGAUGGCUGCGAUCUGAUAAUAGGUUAUUCUGCUAUUUCCUUCCCUCCUGAGACUUGCAGCUGGGAAGUCACAGCUGUUCCAAGACAAAGUGUGGAAAAGUGCCCUCCUUGUUUUCUCCUGUGCACGUGCCGUCGUUGGCUUCCACACAGCAGAUGAGGAAGUCCAUUGUAGGAUUAGUCUGUGGAGGUGUUUGGAUUUCUCCGCAGUAAUUUAGGCAGUCCAUGGUGUGAAUUGUACCCAUUUUGUACUGAAAUGGGCAAAUUCUUCCAAAACAACGCUUAGUAGCUUGAUCUAAUGUCUUUUACUAGAGUACAGAGACAAUUCCAGAAAGCAAGGGGAAGUCUAAAUGGGCAACAAAUGAAGGGGAGUUCUUUAUCAUUUAGCCACUUAUUCCUAGCUGUAUUUUUGUUUUUCAAACAUGCUAAAAGGAUCUCUUAAAUGAAGCAGGGCUUACACAGAAUGUCAUGUUGGUUUUGCUUAUAUUUGCACUAUCUGUACAGCUGGUUCAUUGGAGCAUGCAAGAAAAUAUGUGCUUUAAAUUUAAAACUACAGGAUGGUCAUAUAGUCUCUAAAAAUGUGGAUUGUGGCUGCAAAAUGCCUUUCUUUAAAAUUAAGGCUGUUAAGAUGCAAGAAGUCUUUUUCUUACAAGUACAUGGUUAAUUUUCACGUGGAAAGUACAGCCGAAGAGUGAAAUACUCCUGCGUCGAGAACUUUUUAAGAUUUCAGCAGAUCUCCUCUGACUCCUUUCCCGUGUGUUUUCUAGCAGCCUUUAGGCACUCCAUGCACCAUCCGUUGCUUUUCUUCAGCUCGUCCAUCUGUGUUUUUAAGGAAUAUUGCCGACGCCGAUCCUCGCGCGGCGGAGGGCGGGCGGGGCUCGGCGCGGCUCCGGGCCGCCUCCCGCUCGCCGCUCUCUUUCCUGCUGCCGCUGCCAGGAAGUUGGAGACGGGGUAGUCAUUCUCCGCGCUGCUCCGGCCGGCGCUGGGUAGGGCUCGGGAGGCUUCCUCUGGGCGUGAGGGACCCUGCCACGGGGAUGUAGCGGGCCGCGGAGCCAUGCGCAGCCCGGCGCUGCCCCGCACCUCGCUGCGGACGGUUAUUCUAAUAUUUGUCUGUGUGUUGACAAAGGAAUCUGUAGAAAUUACUCCAGUGCCAUAUAGACUGCAAGUCCGUCAGGUAGCUUUGGAUGGAAGAGACCCCUCUAACCCUUUGAGGAGAGAAAAGAAACAGAUGCACUGUCAACUGGGACAAUACCUACACCCCAGAAAGACCCACUGCUGCAUGAGGUGUCAUGCAGGUACCUACAAGGCAAAAGACUGUGAUGGGCCUGACCAGGCAACUGUCUGUCUUCCGUGCAGCAAUGGCACAUUCACAGCUGUUGAUAACACCAUGUCCAAAUGCUUCCAGUGCAAACGUUGCCGUACAGCACUCCAGCAGAUAGUAGAGACCCCAUGCACCCCAAAGCAAGAUACUGUAUGUGGCUGUCAGAAGAAUCAGUAUCAGAUUGAUUCUGAUUCUGAAUACUUCCAGUGUAGGAACUGCAGCUCGUGUGCUGAUGGGACUAUUGCCAGCUGUUCAAAGAACAAAGAUGCCAUUUGCAGGUGUAAGCCUCAAUUCUUCCUGUCACGUAAUAAUAUUUGCAAGCCUUGUAACAGCUGCACUGGAGAAGACUGCUUGCUGUGUCCUAGCCCAGUCACUACCUCACCGACUUCAUCUGGGCUGAAUGGAAACCUUGUACUUGGCACGCUUGUUGCAAUAUUUGGAGUUAUCUUCGUCCUCUGCGUUGCACGUAAAGUAGGGAAGCUGGUCCAGAAAGAUAAGAUAGUGUCAUCUUUCUACUCCUGUGUUUCUUUGCCACAGACACCCAAGGAGCCAGUAUCAGAGGUUGAGAAAAAAAGAAAUAAAAUUUCCACCCUUAUUCCUGAGUCCCAGAAGGAAACAGAAUUGCCAUUAAAUGCAGCCCUAUCAUCUAUACCUCCGCCUCAGAGUUCACAUGAGUUACCAGACUGUGUCAGACCUGCCAGGAAGACACAGCUUCCAGACAACCCUGCUGUUCUGUACGCUGUGGUGGACCACGUGCCGCCGUCGCGGUGGAAAGAGUUUGUGCGGCGCCUGGGCCUGAGUGACUACGACCUGGAGCGGAUUGAGCUGGAGCACCGGCGCCUGCGAGACGCCCAGUAUGAAAUGCUCCGCCUGUGGAAACUGCAGACGGGCCAUGCUGCCACUCUGGAGCACAUCGGCCGUGUUCUCAACCAGAUGGAGCUCAGUGGCUGCAGUGAUGCUGUUCAAGAAUCUUUGCUAAACCAGAACUCUCCUCAACCUUGCAGCCUCCACAACCAUCUUUAAUCUAUUUCUGCUUUAGCUGCCUUUGAAUCUUAAGAGGGGAUCAUAGCUCUCUUUCUUUCCCUGUAUCUCCCCAUCUUUGUAACACUUGUCAGCUGGUUUUGUUGGAGACAGCAGCAGGUUAUGCUGGAGAAAGGCUGAGGUUUGCUUCUUAACCACCAUGUAGUUCAACCUUUAAGCCACAGCAGACCUCUGCAACACCUCCUUUCCCUAGGAGGGGAAGCACCUCAUAAAGGAAGUGGUGUGUGAACUCUGACCAAGGUGCAAAUAGUAGCUCUGAAUGACUUGAUUGUAGAUCAGCUUCUAUGGACAAGUUGUUGCUGAAACAGGUGCUCCACCCAUCGUGUGGUGGGUAGACUUGUAGGGUACUUUCGUUAAGCUGAUUCUUCGGAUGUUAAAGUACUCACUCACUUCUUGCAGAUUUAUUGUCCUGCGAGAUCAACCAGUUGAAGUGGCUCAUAUUGCAGCCUUUUGAUUGCUAAAUCUGACUCAGAGGAAGUGGUGGGAGGAUGUGCCUGUUUCUGGGAGCAGGAGAUGAUUGCCCUCUCUCGGUGUCAACCAGUAGCAACUAGUAGCUAUCACUGUAGCAAAAGACUCCUGGAGAUUCAGAACUGGUUCUCUCUGCAAGAAACAGGAGAACAUCAUCCUUUCCACACCGUGUCCCUCAGGUUCUAGAGGAGUAAGGAUUCCAAGCCGGUGAGUCAGACGAAAGGGUUGGGGCUUUUUUCCUCAAGGUUUUUUUUUUUUUUUUUUUUUUUUUUUUUUUUUUUUUUUCUGUAUCUAGAAACCAUGUAAAUUAGCAUUAACAAAACACCUGCCUGUGUGUUUGUCCAAGUAUAGGGUGGCAAGGAGUGUGUGCAUCUGCCUGGGUGAGGUGGUACCUAUGUGUGAACACAGGUAGCCUGAGCACCUCUGCAAAUCUGUGCUUGCACACAGGCUGGUAGGCUUGUGUCUACCUGCUUAUCUACAUAUGGAAGAUUCGAUGAAUCUAACUGCAAAUGGGACUGUAUAGAUAUUUUAGCAACUGCUGAGUAACUUCACACUACUUCCUGGACUGCAUUCUGUGAUUGCUGUGGGAGCCAUUUGGUACCAUCUACAAGCUCUCCCCAUCACUUUCUCCCUAGAAUUACCCUGGGAGAGCCAGAUGUAGAAAAAUUCAAUUAGCCUGCACCAGGUGCAGGUUGCCACAUGUUUGUAAAUGGGUUUUUUCAGUCUCUAAUCCCUUGACCAGAGAGGAAAUUUAUAUUGUAAAUACACUAAAUGUUCUGAAUUAAAGUGAAUAUUUUUACCU